AUGAAUUUCAAUACGAAACAAGGGAAAACCGCGUCUCUGAGUCAGAUCAUCUUCGAUCAGUACAGCUGUGAUGGGAGCAUGUCCUUUGAGCAGUUUCAGUACCUGUGCGAGGACAAAGGCUUUGGCGGCAUCGAAGAAGAGGAAUUGGGCGCAGCCUUUGUUCGGAUGUCAGGAAAAUCCAAGGGCAUUCAGUAUCCCGAAUUCCUGGACUGGUGGAAGACGCAAGACGACCGGCAGACCGGCCUGCGCUUCCGUUCCGAAGAAGAGAAAGAAAUGGUGCAACGUGCCAAGAAGUCUUUCUUCCAAGGCACUGGUGGAUGCACUCGCAUGACCCGCGACGAUUUCCAGCUGAAGUGUUACCACGCAGGCUACUGCCUGAGCGAGGAGGAGUUGGAAGAAGCCUUUCGGGAGCUCGACAAAGAUGGAUCUGGCGAAAUUGAUUUUCCGGAAUAUUUGCGAUGGCGCCAGGGCGACAAUCGAUUUGCACAUUUGCUUCAUGAUGCCAGUGAUGAACAUUCAGACUACAUCCGACAGGUCGGGGACUUCUUCCGCGGCUACGACUGGGAGCUGAAAGGCUAUCUCUCGGUCGAAGCCUUUCGACCGCUCUACGACAUCUUGGUGGAACAGGGUGAAGUGACGGAGUGCUAUGAGAAAGUCAUAGAACAGGUGGACACCAAUGGCGAUGGCAAGGCGAAAGAGCAGAUGUUUGAAGCAGAGGUGACAUUUUCGGGCACCGGACUCAACAGCUUCAUCGAGAGCCAGAAGCAGGCAUCGGCAGCGUAUCGAGGCUUAGAGAAGACUGAAAGCGACAUGGCACCUGACACGAUUGUCGUGGAAACAGGGGUGAUAGAAUUGGCAUUGUUGAAGGAGCGAGAGGCUGAGAAGGUCGUGGAGGAGGAGCCGAACGCGCCAAGUCUGGUAACCUUUGGCAAGGGCCUUCCGACGGGCAGCGCGGCCACUGGACAGGCACCGGCAUGCGUUGCGCGUGCUGCGCCAGCCGUUCCGCCAGGGAGCCCGGAGCUCUGGCGUGCGGUGCAUGUGGGCGAUGAACAUGUCGUGGCGCGGCUGAUUCAGCAAGGCUUGUGCAAUGGCCUGCAGAAAGACGCCUCCGGGCAUUCGGUGCUGUGGCACGCCAUCGCCUUUGGACAUUGGGGUCGCGGGAACCCGGUGCUGAAGACGGUCCCAGAUGGAGACGGAGAGCGACAGAGCCUGCGGCUGCCGGAUUCAGGACCAAUGGAGAUGGAUGAGGAUGAUGAGGGAGCCUCGAUCCCGAGUUUGGAAUCCAUCGUAAGGGACUUGGAUCGUUUGGACAAUGAAGAUGCCAAGGCCGCCGGCAAAGGACGGGUCCGAGCCGAAGCUUCGCUGGUGCUCAGCUCCAACCCGCAGUUGCGGAGGCAGCCGGGCUCCAAAGGCUCCAAAGGUACAGCUUUUCCGGUUACAGCUCCGCCUAGAGGUGGCAAGGGUCGCACCGCAAAGAAGGAAGGGGGCGUUUUCGCUGGACUCUUUCGAGAGGAGACUUUGGAGUCUGAGCCCAGCGUUGAGGUCCCCCGGCAAUUCGCAGUGUCGAAGGCCGAGGUGGAAGAGGUGAAGCAAAGCUACGGUGCUGCAGCGACUGCAGCGCGCACAGCAGUUCCUGUUGCCCAAGCUGUGGCGCAGGUGUCCCGUGCCAGCCCACUGAAACUGGGUGACGUAGCAAGACUUCAAGGUUUGUCUGGCUUCCUGUCGCAGCUGAACGGACAGCUGUGCAAAGUGGAGGGCCUUGAUGAUGAGAACUGCUUCGUACGGCUGCCGGGCGGAUUUCUGGAGGUGCCGAAAGAGCGCUUCGUCCACCGUCCCGCUGGCGAACGUGCUUCCGAAAAGCGAAGGAAAAAGCGGAGUGCUUCGAAAAAUGUGGCGAAGGAAAGCAAGAGGCCCUUCUCGAGUGAGACCGCCACCAUCUUCAAAGCGCUUGCUGAAGCAAUGCCCCACGCGCUCUUUACAAAGGUCAAUAUGGCCGGACAAAGUUUCCUGGCCUUCGCUGCAGCCACACAAAAUUUCUGGGUCCUUCGGCACAUCAGCUUGCGAUACCCAGAGCAGAUGAAGGUGCUCAUUUGCUCGAAGGAGGCGCCCUUGCGAUUUCUCAUGCAGAAGUUGCCCGCGCCCGUGCCGCCGAGCUUCAGUGCUGCCGAACGCAUCCCGGAGCACGUCGCUGUGUCAGCGCUGUUAAGCCCAGAUGCAUCAGGCCGUGUGCCUUUCGCAGAUGUGGCCUUCGAUGUGAGCACCACAGGUAUCGAUUCAUUCUCCAGGUUCUUGGCGCAUCGUGUGGUCGUUGCCUCACAGAGCAGCGUGCUCCUGCAGGCAGAAGUGUGGAAGUUGUCCAAGAUGAGAAAUCUCUUUGGGUGGAAAUGUGGUGAUGGCAUAUUUCAAGUCGGAUAUGCUUUGAACAAUUAUGACCAGAUUCGCUGGCGGUCAGAGAUUGAUACCAGAUGCUGGACAUGGAAGCGCACACAGCGAGCAUUGAAGCCCGAGGCUAAACGCGAAGAGACGCCACCUGCAACCUCCAAGCAACAGGCAGACUCUACGCAUCAGGCAGACGAGAAGCAACAGGAGGCAGGCUUUAAGCAACAGGCAGCUUCUGAGCAUCAGGCAACCCAGGCAAAUUCUAAGCAACAGGCAGCCUUUGUGCCGCAAGCCGUACGGUUUUGUGAUGAAAAUGUGCCAUUGCUACAACUGAACGAGCCUCAGUCGGUGCCACUAUGGGCCUUGAAUAGUUUCCCAAACAGCAAACCUUCCAUCGACGAGGGGCUGCUGCAGAAGAUUCUACUUGAUCCAGCUGCAGUGAGGAAACUGCCGCCAGUGGAUGCCAUCCUUCAUCGUUGUGUGGAUGGUAGGCAUGCCUUGCUGUGUCCAGAUCACCGGCGACUUCUGUUGCUUCGUUGUGUUCAAGCUGUGCAUCCCAAUGUGGCGAUCAAGAUGAUGUGCAUGGUGCGUGCCGUUGUGGAGACAUCCUUUCUGGGCAAGUGGGUGGAUCAGGACCAGGGCCUUAUGAUUGUGACUGUUGGGAAACAGGUGGAUUCAUUUGUGCUGUGCUUCGAGAGGAACGGCAGGCGGAUCCACAACAUCCCUCUGAGGCUUGAUAGUCAUGGCCGGUGGAUGUGCGAAAAGGCCAUGUUGCUACACCAAAGCACGCGCGAGCAGAUUGUUUGGCAGUCAGCUUCAGGUCGGCAGUGGAUUUGGUCCCGUCCUGAGGAGACUCUCUUGGUGCAGCGGGUCAUGAGAUUUUGCGAAACGCUUCCAUUGAUGGAAGCUUCAAAGGAACCAGUUCUCGUGCCAGUGCGGGCCUUACACUUCAGCAAGGAGAAGGAGUUGAGCAAUGCUCCCAUGCAAGAGUUGCCGCAGGAGGGAAUCCGCGCCUGUGUCUUUCAAGUGGAUCGACGCAUCUCCAAGGAAGUUUGGAGGACCUUCACGGGUCAUGUGGAAAGGUGA
This is a messenger RNA of Cladocopium goreaui, 3465 nucleotides long. Lineage: Eukaryota; Dinophyceae; Suessiales; Symbiodiniaceae. The record is from the annotation of a GenBank genome assembly.